Alternaria alternata is the source of this 1991-nucleotide messenger RNA. RefSeq names its product Bicupin, oxalate decarboxylase/oxidase. NCBI's taxonomy places the organism in Eukaryota, Fungi, Ascomycota, Dothideomycetes, Pleosporales, Pleosporaceae. Gene Ontology annotation, biological process: oxalate metabolic process. The record is from RefSeq and is a predicted model, not a curated record. The transcript has 3 exons. The coding region runs from base 309 to 1829 and encodes 506 amino acids.
UGGUGAACAUACCCGGGAGCGCCACACCCCUGACUAAAGGAUAAAUUGAUAUAGCCGAAUCUGGCAAGUUUGAUCGAGUAUCCCAUGCAUGUAAGCGUUCAACGCCGCAGGCAUACCAGGAUUGUGUACCUCUCACUUUACUGUUCUCGAUAGUCAUGAUGUCGCUUCGAAUUACGUAUGCUCGGUGGAGUAUGUCGGGAAAACCAUGGAGUAGUGUCGCUGUUGUUUUGUCCGGCUGUGUAUAAAGACAAUGGCGUGCUCUCCAAUUACCCUGCAGUCGCAGAGUGAGCUGACCACUGCUAAUCAACAUGCGAUACUCUUCAGCCGCCGCACUCCUCUGUUCUUUGGUAGGCUCCGCCAAUGGCCUACCUGCACCUGCACCCCAGGCGUCAGGAGCCUCUGGCCCUACGGUACCAGGUCCUGUUGAUCCUUCGCAAGUCCUCAAUAUGCCACUACCUUCUGGAGCAUCAGGUUCUCUGCGUGGUUCAGAAGACUAUCUAGGGUACAAUCCUUCGAAUCCAGUCGACAUGAAGUCCACCGUUAUUCCACCCGAAGACUUCGAACUUGCACCUGGACAAUCAGAGGACGCAAAAUUGGGAUUGUAUAUUGAUCUUUCCAAUGUGAAGAACCCGCAGCCGAUCCGCGGAGGUACUACAGGACCUACGGAGCCUGGUCCUCGUACACCGGCCUAUGAUCGCUUGAACAGCGACGUAUACGCUCCGCCAUCUUCCGAUAUGGGCGAGGUAAGCAACGCCAAAUGGCCAUUCGGUCUCAGCCACAACCGCCACGGCCUUGCCGGAGCAGGAUGGGCACGAUCGCAGAACACCGACCAACUACCGUCCUCGGUCGCAAUGGCCGGAACAAACAUGCGACUGAGUCCGCACGCGUACCGUGAACUGCACUGGCACAAGCAAGGCGAAUGGGCGUUGAUGCUCAACGGCAGCGUACGCAUAGCCUCGAUGAACGAAGCCGGCCAAACCUUUGUCGACGACGUCCAAGAAGGCGACGUCUGGUUCUUCCCUCCCGGCAUCCCGCACUCGAUCCAAGCCUUUGAGAAUGGCUGUGAAUUCUUGCUCAUCUUCAACGACGGCUCCUUCAGCGAGGAAAACACGUUCCUCCUCUCUGAACUCAUGCUGCGCAACCCAGAAAGCGUGAUAGCAAAGAACUUCCGCACAUCAGUCAAGACAUUUGAAAACAUUCCUCAAGAGCAGCUCUGGAUCUUCCCUGGUACUCCCGCGCCGAAGAACAUUUCAGAGCAGAAUGUCACGGGGCCCGCUGGCGUGAUUCCAAAGGAGGGCGCGUAUACUUACCAUUGGAGCCAGCAGGAACCCGUAAAAGUACCCGGUGGUAGUAUCAAGAUCCUCGACCCGGCUACCUUCCCCAUCGCGAGCACCUUUUCCGCUGCGCUCAUCACCGUCGAACCCGGCGCGAUGCGCGAACUGCACUGGCACACCACGUCGGACGAGUGGUCGUACUUUUUGUCCGGAACCGCACGCCUGACCGUGUACGAAGCGCCUGCUGCGUCGCGCACGUUUGAUUUCUCGGCCGGCGACGUCGGAUACGUGCCCGUGCCUAAUGCGCAUUAUCUCGAGAAUACGGGCAACGAGACGUUGGUGUACCUCGAGGUGCUGCAAUCGACGCAAUACAGUGAUAUCAGCGUGAACCAGUGGCUGGGUAUCACGCCGAGGCAGAUUGUCAAGGAUCAUUUGAAUGUUGACGAUGCCUUUUUGGACACGCUGGGCGAGAGGAGGAGUAAGGAUUUUGUGGUUCAGGGAAACCCGGAUUUGACUACGACUGAUUUCACGCCUGGCCUGCAUGGUGGUGCUUAAGAUGAUAUCACGUCUAGCUACAUCAUCCCCGCGCUGUACUAUCUUCAUGUCGCACCGCCACAGCAUUCCCCGGGGCAAUUCCUCUUCACAAGGCGCCGUGAGGAUAAUCCUUGAUGCGACAACAUGAUGUCAUCUUCAUCUGUCCACUGCUCUAUUGCCCUU